AUGAAUUAUGAACCUUUGGAUUCGCUUCCAUAUAUCGACGAAGAUGUUACAGAUGAAGAAAGACAAAAUAUAGAAAAACUGAUACUUGAGGAACUAUCAUUAAUAAAACUAAACGAGAUCCAUCCAAAAGUUAAAGAAUUAUAUACAUUACCUCAACCACACCAUCUGAUUGCUGAUAUUGGCGAGGAGGAAUUAACAGACCCUGGAUUUUCCUUGGGUGGAAUUGAUCUUUCAGAUUAUUCAAAUUUAGAAAAUACCGAAUCAUUACAGAAAUCACUGGUAUUCACAAGUUUAAGAAAUAAAUCAUUAAAAUUAUCUAGUCAGUUUGUAAUGACCAAUUUGAACAUUCAAAUGAACAAAUCAAACAAGAAUUGA
Molecule: messenger RNA, 375 nt
Organism: Hansenula anomala
Lineage: Eukaryota; Fungi; Ascomycota; Saccharomycetes; Phaffomycetales; Wickerhamomycetaceae
Exons: 3
Coding region: 1-375 (124 amino acids)
Biological process (GO): mRNA processing
Source: RefSeq, a predicted model, not a curated record